Molecule: messenger RNA, 2913 nt
Organism: Xiphias gladius (swordfish)
Lineage: Eukaryota; Metazoa; Chordata; Actinopteri; Istiophoriformes; Xiphiidae
Product: ubiquitin carboxyl-terminal hydrolase 37-like
Exons: 16
Coding region: 1503-2807 (434 amino acids)
Biological process (GO): protein deubiquitination; G1/S transition of mitotic cell cycle
Cellular component (GO): nucleus; cytosol
Molecular function (GO): cysteine-type deubiquitinase activity; cysteine-type endopeptidase activity
Source: RefSeq, a predicted model, not a curated record
UUUCCAAAGAUUACAGCGAGGCAGAUCAUUUAGGAACUUCAGAGAAUGGACCCAGACAGAUCCGUCUAAAAGAAUAUUCGCUCACCAGCUUUGGACAACAGAGGUGACCCCUUCAGGUUCAGAGAGCACGAGACAAGUUGGAGACACAUGGCUUAAAUGCUCACUGGGAGAAAUGACAGCGUCAUUUGAUAAAAGUGUAGCGCUGAUAUGGUAAAGUUUGGUUCAGUUAUGUAGAGAAGAGACUAUUUGUAUCUUGUCGUUGGUGCAGACAGUUUUGAAGUCGAGGCAUUUCUCUCUGUGAUCAUGAUGAAACCAAAUCCCCCUGGUAAUGAGGGGAAAGUUUUUGAUACGAUGGACGUUAAAGUGACACCUUCCUCCAACAUGACAAAGCCUGAUCCAACGCUACCUGUUUUCCUCCCUCUGUGCAAAAUGAGAUUAUUGUCACGGUGACACUCAGCCCCAGCUAACUGCACUGUGGCCUUGUUCGUGUUUUGGCCGUAUGACCUGUAAGGCAGACAGCUUUGCAGUUGUCUUUUAUCGAAGCUAGGCUAGCAGUUCCCCCUGCCUCCUGUCUUUGUGCUAAGCUACUGGACGCACAGAGAUAAAACUCUGGGCAGAUUUUCCCAAAAAUGUUUGUGAACUUUUCAGCGGGUAGAUUAACUUGGAAUAUUUUCCUACUGUGGUAUUGGUAGUUUUAUUUAAUUCAAACAUUUUAAUGUUUGUCGUUAGGUAGCGGGGGAUUUACAGUGUAUACAGUCUAAUAUAGAGUAUAACAGCAUAGAUUCCAUCAUUUGCAUAUGGGCCUAGAACAGAAUUCACCUUAUGACAAAUCAACGAUUCACCUUCUAGAACACUUUUGUUCUGAAGUCACAGUGUUGCUGAGAGAUCAGUUUCCCCUUAAAAAACAGUGCAGAAGAUUUCAGCUUAACUCCAAGUUAUAGAAGAGAUCAAAAACGCUACAGAAAUGUUUGGACUGCGUUGUUUGCGACGAAAGGUUAGUUUCACAGAUGCACGUGCCCCUAGAUUCAGUGCUUUUAAUGUGACCUUGCAAACUGAAUAAAACGGGUGUAGCUUUGAGUAAAUACUCUCCGUGAAAUUCUCUCUGCCACAUAGCACAUUAUUUUUCGGUGGAUAUUCAUCUUAUUUUUCUUUAUUCUGAACAGAAAAAACAAGCAACUCAAGGCAAUGCGGUGGCGGAUGAGAAGAACCAGCUCUCCGACUCUCAGAGAAGCGUCACCGUCCCAGACAGCCCCUCUGGCAACACUGCUCCAGCGUCGGCAAACACAGCUGAGGCUGGAAAAAGCAAAAAGCCUAAGAAGAGGAAAUGGAGAAAUCGCUUCUUUGGCCAGCUUGAGAAGAAGAAAACUGAGGAGAAGCCGUCUGCCCAACAGGAGAAAGAUGACGCCACCGCAAACGCCCAAACUGCGACACCGGUCAAGUCGACCAAGAAGACUCCUUGGUGCUGGCGGCCAUUUAAAUGCUUCAGGAGAAGAUGUUCGGUCAUGCCAGCUGCCGACACCGACGGAGAGAAGGAGAACCCUCAAAGGAAACAGUCAUUGAAUGCUGCUGGCAAUGACUGUCAGGAACAAAGACACAGCAGCUCUGCAAAUGUCACAAAGACAGACGAGCAGGACGAGCAGGGACACUCCCGCUAUUUUUCACAACAGGACCAGGUGAUGUUGUUGAACGACACCGGCGAGGUCGACCCAGACCUGGAGUGGUCCUUUGAAGUGGACGACAACGCGUUGCCGUCGGAUUACACCGGUUAUCCUGCCAUCAUGGAGCAGGUGUUCCUGGAGGCCCUGUUCAAGAGAGUAUUUAACAGCACCGAAAGAAUUUCUUUGACCGGCUUCAAUGGUUUUAAGGAGCCCACCGUCAACCGCUUCGGAUUUCCAAACAUCGGGCAGAGCUGCUACAUGAACUCCAGCCUGCAGGGCCUCCUGACGCUGGAGGACUUUGUGAGGAGUAUCAGCUGUCAGGAGCGGGUCUGGAGUUCAGUCCCCGAGGCUCAACUGCUGAGACGACUGAUGGAUAUCAGGGACACUCACUCCUCGACAGACCCAAAACAUAAAAGCCACUGCCUGCGCUCAUUUAAGGAGGCAGUCACUGUCCAUGCUCCCGAGUUCAGGGACUCUCUGCAGAAAGACGCUCAUGAGUUCCUGAUCUCGGUUGUGGACCAGAUCAGGAGUCUGUCCCCUCUACUGAGCAAGAGUGCAGAACGCUUGGGCAGAAGAUACACCUGCCCUGUAGAGGAUCACCUGCUGUUCAGGAUGGAGAACACCAGGAGGUGCAAGAAGUGUGGAGCCCAGUCAAUGAGACAGGAAGAGUUUACGAACCUGUCUCUGGACCUGGUUCCUGGAGGGUCAGUGGAAGAGAUGCUUCAGGAGUACCUGAUGGAGACGGAGUUGGAGUUCAGGUGUGAGUGCGGAGGCCGGACGUCGGGCCAGAGAUCAGCCUUCGCAACUCUGCCAAGAGUGCUCAUCCUGCACCUGAAGCGUUUCCGCCUCACGUCUUCCUUUGACCUUGAGAAGAUCCAAGACGCUGUGAGGCUGCAGAGGGACAUAGUGGUGUCCUCCCUACAGGGCGGCCGCUGCUACAGCCUGAUUAGCGCCAUCAGCCAUUUUGGCCUCAAAGGAGAAGCAGGACACUACAUCUGCGACGGUCUUCACCCCAACAACUGUCCAGACGAGCCGACCGACAGCUGGUUCACGUACAACGACUCGGUGGUCUUUGAGACGACCGGCUCGUCCGUUUGUCAGCAGCGGCAAAAUUCAGCCUACGUCCUGUUCUACAAGAGACAUGACUAGAACAGGUUGAAGACGGGGGACACUACUUACCGAAUAUGAAUCAGAUGACCAGAAGACCCAAACCAAAGACCAGACAACAGGGGCAGGGACUUGAAUAAGAGAAAAG